Molecule: messenger RNA, 1494 nt
Organism: Eremothecium sinecaudum
Lineage: Eukaryota; Fungi; Ascomycota; Saccharomycetes; Saccharomycetales; Saccharomycetaceae
Gene: MDM36
Product: Mdm36p
Exons: 1
Coding region: 1-1494 (497 amino acids)
Source: RefSeq, a predicted model, not a curated record
AUGGAUGAACCACAGGAGUAUUCAGAUCCUAUUCUUAGUGAGUUCCGAGAUAGAACGCGCAUUGAUACAGCCAAGUUAGCGGGAUUAGUAGAAAAACAACAUCGGGGUACUUAUGGAAAAAGGGAUGAAGAUGUAUUAGAAAACUGUGAGAGAGCGUUGGUGAUAUACACGGAGCUUCUGAAGUUAAAGUUGCUGUUGAGAAAGACAUGGGAUUUGCAGGUGCUCGAUAAGUCGGUGCUAGUACGGUUUGGGUUGCGACCCGUUAAAGUUGCUAGCGAAGCCAUUGAGCCUAUAAAUACGACAGAGGAUAUGUACAGGGAUGUUGCGCUCAAGACUAUAGCGAAGUGCGAUAAACUAUCGAAGGCAUUAGAAGAUAUAACGGGCGGUGUGGACAGUACGUUACAGGUGAUCCAGCGAACAGUACGCGGACGAGUACAAGCAUUUUACAUGCGAGACUCGGUAUGCAUACUUCUUGAAUUGUGGUUUUUAUGUGGUGAAUUAUUGAGGGAAUUGAAGCGAACGGUGGCAUCAUUUUUUAUGAAAGCGAAACUUUUGCUCAUUGAUUAUGAGCUUGAGUGUGUGCAGCAAUCAAUUAUACUCCAGGACUCACUGAGAGAACAGUAUACAAUGCUUGGGGAGACGAUAAUUUCGUAUCGAUCGUUUAUGAAGGUGCUGAUUCUACAAUUACAGGAUUCAGAAGCGAACCAAGACGCUGAACUGUUCGAGGACUGCCUUGGUGUGUUUUUGGAGAUUGAGGGUAUGUACCAGUCGCUUAACAUGAAUUGGCUGCUUUUGGAAACCAAUUUGGUAAAACAUGAGUCCGCUUCGUAUCAAGCAAACGCAUUUAGUGAGGGAGGAAGUUAUGUGCUUGACUCACUUGAUCGAUUUGAGGAAGAUCCAGUUCAUGAAGACGUUUCAUGCGACGAAGCUAGUAGUGCUUCGCUAAGCCAUAUGGGCACGGAAGACACUGCUAUCUCUAGCGUUGUGUCUGAAAAGCGGCCAAUGGAUAUGGGUUUUAGGCGGCUAUCUGAACAUUCGGAUUUUUCAAUGAACAUUGAUCACACUUCUAUUUCUCAAGAAUUGCCAAGUUUACUUAAGGCAUUCAAUAAUGCUAAACGCUUAGAAAGGGAACUGGAGAGCUUAAGAGCGAGCCCAACACAUACCCACUCAUCAAGGCCCGUUUCACCAAAAAGGAACUAUCCUGUGUUUGCUAAUUCUAUAUCGGGAUUCAUACACGAACCCAGUAGUAUUUGCGCCAGUGUUCCUGAACAAUCAGGAGCAAUGGCACUGAAAAAUUUCGCUACUCAAAUGAAUGAAAUCAAUACUGGUUUAGGCGGAAAACUUGUUGGGAAUCUUAAAGAUAGACAAGAUAUGUUGAAACUGUUUUCACCUGGUAGCACUUCGAAUUUUGUUAAUCGACCACCAGGUCAGAUGCAAGGGUUUAGCAGUAACAUAUUAAACAGCUUAUAUGGAAUCAGAUCACCCCAAAGGUAA